This is a messenger RNA of Pelobates cultripes (western spadefoot toad), 376 nucleotides long. NCBI's taxonomy places the organism in Eukaryota, Metazoa, Chordata, Amphibia, Anura, Pelobatidae. The record is from the annotation of a GenBank genome assembly.
GUCUAUCUCUGACCCAGGGGACUAUGAUACUAGGGCCCCAACUAGACCCGCACACGUACGUGCUCACCGAGUAGAGAAAUCUCAGCUAUCAGAGGAGAAACUGAGAGACAUGCUGGAUGAGCUGUGCCGAAAUAUUGCAGCUGGCAUUGGCUUGUUCCGGGAGGAAAUCAGUGGAGUGUCGACAGGCUUGCAAAACACGGAGAUCACCGCUGCCACCCAUGAGACAAGACUAACGAAGGUAGAACAGCAACUUACGGCACUCCAGAUGGCCCAGACACAAACCAGGGAAAGUAUGGCAUCCCAGGAAGAUAAAAGGCGCUGGAAAAAUUUAAAGUGCCGGAGACUAUAUACCACAUCUGUUCCGCAGACUAUUUAG